Phaethon lepturus (White-tailed tropicbird) is the source of this 1267-nucleotide messenger RNA. RefSeq names its product ERGIC and golgi 3 (gene ERGIC3). Lineage: Eukaryota; Metazoa; Chordata; Aves; Phaethontiformes; Phaethontidae. The transcript is spliced from 11 exons. The annotation marks the transcript as partial. Gene Ontology annotation, biological process: retrograde vesicle-mediated transport, Golgi to endoplasmic reticulum; endoplasmic reticulum to Golgi vesicle-mediated transport. The record is from RefSeq and is a predicted model, not a curated record. Gene Ontology annotation, cellular component: Golgi membrane; endoplasmic reticulum membrane; COPII-coated ER to Golgi transport vesicle.
GUUCAUCCGGAAUUGUACGUUGACAAAUCAAGGGGAGAGAAACUGCAGAUCAAUCUAGAUGUUAUUUUUCCACAUAUGCCUUGUGCUUAUUUGAGCAUCGAUGCUAUGGAUGUAGCAGGAGAGCAGCAGCUGGAUGUGGAGCACAAUCUGUUUAAACAGCGUUUGGAUAAAGCUGGCAAUCGUGUGACUCCAGAGGCAGAGAGACACGAGCUGGGGAAGGAAGAAGAAAAAGUGCUUGAUCCAAAUUCUUUGGAUGCCGAUCGCUGUGAGAGCUGUUACGGGGCAGAGUCAGAGGACAUUCGGUGUUGUAAUACUUGUGACGAUGUCAGAGAAGCAUACAGGCGGCGAGGCUGGGCCUUCAAGAACCCGGAUAGCAUAGAGCAGUGCAAGAGGGAAGGGUUUAGCCAGAAAAUGCAAGAGCAGAAGAAUGAGGGCUGCCAAGUGUAUGGUUUCCUAGAGGUCAACAAGGUCGCUGGAAAUUUCCACUUUGCACCAGGAAAAAGUUUCCAACAGUCUCAUGUACAUGUACACGAUCUGCAGAGUUUCGGACUUGAUAACAUAAAUAUGACGCACUAUAUCAAGCAUCUCUCAUUUGGAAGGGAUUACCCGGGCAUUGUGAAUCCUCUCGAUGGGACGGAUGUCACUGCACAGCAAGCUUCCAUGAUGUUUCAGUAUUUUGUGAAAGUGGUCCCCACAGUGUAUAUGAAAGUAGAUGGUGAGGUGGUAAGGACUAACCAAUUUUCAGUUACACGACAUGAGAAGAUAGCCAAUGGGCUACUAGGAGACCAGGGUCUGCCUGGUGUAUUUGUGCUAUAUGAACUUUCACCCAUGAUGGUGAAGCUGACAGAGAAACACAGGUCCUUUACACACUUUCUCACAGGAGUUUGUGCCAUCGUUGGAGGCAUAUUUACAGUUGCAGGAUUCAUUGACUCUUUGAUCUAUCACUCAGCACAUGCCAUCCAGAAGAAAAUUGAACUUGGGAAGACAACAUAAAUAAGCAAUGACCUCAUCCCACAAAAAAACCUCUAAGGACAUCUAAACAGGUUUUUCGAAACACAAGUGAUCUGAGUGCACAAGAGAAGAGGUUUGGAAUUACCAGAUGGCCCUGACCACUCUUAUCUGUCCUGUCAUUCUUUGUUUGGCAUUAAUUUGUGGAUGGAACUGCUUGAACCUUGCUGCUGUAAAGAUUAGCCAUCUUGUCUGGCUGUGCAGACCCUACUGUAAAAACCCUUUUGUGUCAGUCCAUGUUCAUUCAGCUCUGCCCCCC